Messenger RNA from Anolis carolinensis (green anole), 2109 nucleotides. RefSeq lists its product as uncharacterized. The record is from RefSeq and is a predicted model, not a curated record. The transcript has 3 exons. The coding region runs from base 1 to 2109 and encodes 702 amino acids. Lineage: Eukaryota; Metazoa; Chordata; Lepidosauria; Squamata; Anolidae.
AUGGAGGAUUUCGAACAAAAAAACGAAAAAAUUGAGAAAUUAGAAGAACUACAGGAGAAGCUUGAACAAAAUGAGAGGGAGUUUCAACUACGUUUCCGAAACGUGCAGGAGGAGGCAAAAGAAGACAUUCGCCAGUUGAUAAUUAAGAUGUUAGCUAAUCUCUUAAAACGGACAGAAGAAAAUAUGGACAAUGAGAUCGACAAAACCUAUCGAGUUCAAACUAAUUUUUCCAGAAGAAACAAAGUGGCGAGGGAUAUUAUUGUCCACUUUGUAAAAAAAAGGAUAAGGGAUGAGAUCCUAAUUCAAAACAGUCGAAACCCAAUGUACCACAAGGGCAAAAAAGUAAUCGUAUUAAAAGAAUUCCCUCAGGCAACAUUAAACAGAAGAAGGAAGUUCUUUUUCCUGACAGAUGAACUGAAACGGUUGAGAAUAAGAUUCCAUUGGGAGAAAAAAGAAGGUAUAAUGGUCACAUAUAAAGAGGAAAAACACUGGUUAACUUCAGAAGAUAAGGCUAAAGAUUUUUACAAGAGGUAUAUAAAGGGAAAAAGUGAAACACCCUCUGAAUCCACUCCCCCCUCAGUGAAAAGAAAGAAAGCUAAAAGAGCGAGAUACCAUUCGGAGGAAAAACAGAAAUUCAAAACGGAUUCAUUCUACAAAUUAGUAAAUGUGACAGAUGAGGGAGAAGAAGAGGGAUCGGAAGAAGAAGAAGAAAGAGAUACGAAGGAAGUAGAAGUAGAGGAAGAGGGAAGCGUGUCGGAAAAAGAACAGGAAUCGGAGGAUGACAAAGCGCGGAUGACACCAGUCAACCCCCAUGAAAAUGAUGACGAGAAGGUGGAGGAGAGCGAUGACAAAGGGGAAAGGCCUCCAGGAAUCCCAGCUACAUUCCAACCUGAACCUCUGGUGCCCCUGGCGAACGCCGGGCGUGGCACAGAGCAACGGGAGGCAGCAGUGAGGCCUCCGGGGCCUCAAGGGGGCUUGCGACGGGCGGAACAUUGGGGAUUGCCACCACAGGGACCCCAGCAGAGACGAGAGGAGCUGAAGAUAGAGUAUGGAGGAGAGUCCUCUGAACUGGAUUUUUUCCUAACGACCGUGAGAGGCUACAUGGAGGACAACGGCCACACUUUCCGGACGGAGUCCAGCAGGGUCCGAGCCAUCGGAGCGGUCCUGAGAAGGGGAGCAGCCGGUUGGUAUGUCCAACUGCAUGCCAGAAACGACCCAUGUCUGGGGUCGGUAAGGCGCUUCUUAGCGGCACUAGAGGAACGCUUCCGAGACCCGCUCGAGCGGAUUCAGGCGAGGGAGAAACUGAAAACCAUCUGCCAGGGGCAGAGGUCGGUCUCCCAGUAUGCUGAGGAAUUCCAGUGCCUAGCCGAGAGGAUCCCAGAAUGGUCGGAAGUCACCAAGCUGGAAAUAUUUAAAGAAGGGCUACGAUGCGAAGUCCUUAUUUGGGCAGCGCAUCGGGACGAUCCGGGGACAUUAAGAGGCUGGAUCCAGUUGGCGGGCCGUGUCGAGGCCACAUUGGCCCAAGUAAAGAGGCAUCGAGGGGAUCAGCAGCAGCAGCAUCCGAAGCCGAAGAGAGAGGGCAGGAGAUCCGAGCAACCCCCAACCAGGAGACAGGCCGAGGUGAAGAGAAGCGGCGGAGGAGCGAGAAAGGAGUGCUUUGUGUGCGGACGUGCUGGCAGAGGAAAGGAGGAGGGCGCAAUCAGCCCAAACAGCAGGCAGCAGCAGGAAAGCGUGCUGAAGAAGAGCAAGCAGCAAGGGGCCCUUCGGAGGAAUUGGAAGAAGAGGAGGAGGAAAUCAUGUCAGGACCAUAAUUUCUGGGCCUGCACUCUGGCGCCAGUAAUCAAGGAUGCUGACAUCAUAACACUGAUAAGGCACCUGCAGCUCUCAGCUCUGAAGGAAAACGGCUGUGUGCGAGCGGGAAGAAUUGUGCGGGGUUUUCUCUGGGCGGGAAUUGUUACUUUGAAUAUGGGGGAAGAGUAUAUAAAGGAAUCUUCCGGGGUUGACCAGCAAUCUUGGCUUUAUAUGUGUGUACAGUAUUCUUCAGUAAAGUUUUUGGUGACAACAGAGAGAGUCUCUUGUGUUCAUUCGGAGGCAGCUGGAGUGAGCUGA